Molecule: messenger RNA, 4673 nt
Organism: Cimex lectularius (bed bug)
Lineage: Eukaryota; Metazoa; Arthropoda; Insecta; Hemiptera; Cimicidae
Exons: 9
Coding region: 722-2209 (495 amino acids)
Source: RefSeq, a predicted model, not a curated record
CUUUUCGCCUUCUUCAGUGGUGGACUUUAUUUUUUCUCUUAAUUAUCUGCAGUUUUUUCUCUUGUUAUUGUGACCUUUCAUACGGUUUGGUUGAUUUUUGUAAUUACUGAAUUAAGACAAUUAUUCAUGUUUGUUAUUUGUGAAGUACCUGGAGAUUUGAAGGAUUUAUUGAAGCUAAUAAAGUCAGGCAAUACUUUAGAAAAGUAGGGUAUUUGAACGUGCUUGUAGGGCCAUAGAAGGUAUACAACUUGAACACACAGAUACGUCAUACUUGGCAUUGUGUUAACACAAAGGCAUGAAGCAACUUGUUCUAUUGAGCACGUUCACUAAAAUUGAACAUUCCUUGCAAAAAAAACCAUAAAGAAUGUUUGUACCAAAUAUCGUGAAUUAUAAUUGUUUAUUUUGUUUCCCUAGUGCCACUUUUUUAAAGCUAGAAUUUAUCCUAGCUCUGCUCCCACCACACAAUUUGUUUUUUUUUUCCUGUUCUAGUUAUGUUCCCUUCCGCCUUGCUUCCAUACAGUCCACUGUUAAUUAGCCUCCAAGAGUUAUUUUCCUUCAGUUUGUCUUAUUUUCAAGGUUUUUUUUUUUCAUUUUGAUAAUUAUCGUGUUCAAAAUAAUGCGAGUGCCUCCUCCCGCAUACGUAAUGUGACACAUCAUCCAGGGUUCGGACAGAGCCCCGAAGUGGUUAAAACAAAAUAAAAUAGCACGGAGGAUGUAAGAAAUGUCAAGGCAGAGAAAGCAGAAGCUUGCUAGCCGAAGUGUCGGACCAGGGAUGGCACAAGGUCGAGACCCAUUUCUCAAUUUGUUAAAAGAGGGGAAUUCUGCUGAGGUGACUUCCUGUACAACACCAGACUACAGCGAUUUCCUUCAAAGCAUUGUCCAGUCUUCUGGCGAGCAGGUGGAGAGCCCUAGCGACUGGCUUUUUGACAACCCUUCACCUCUUUAUCCUGACGAACUGCUUGAUGUCAACUCACUGUUAGGUCUUGAUGAGACUGCUCUUUCUUUAUUGGAGGAAGAAGGAACGGCGACAGUUGAAAACAAGGAAACUUUCCAAGACCUCAAAUUCACUUCAACUCCAAAGUCAGGAACCACCUUUUGUGGUGAUUCAGGCAUAGGAGAGACAUCGGUUUUUCAUGGGAAAACUCCCAGGGAAGAGUACAAAACUGUCUUACAUGACAUCACAGAUUCACAUAAAUUCAACAUUCAAGGAGCCAAUGAUUCAUUUAUAAGCAUCACAGAUGUCGCAGGAAGGGAAAUUUCUGGCAUUUCCUGCCAAUUCCAGACAACCCCGGUUAAACGUUGUAAACAAGAGGCAUCACCAGUUAUCACCACAUUGAACACAUCAAAAAUAUCGAGAAAUAUUCCUAUAAUAAGGAGAAAAGUCAAUGUUGCCUUUCCGACUCCAUCAUCUUCCUCUCUCAGCAACCGGAAUAAAAAUGACAAAAUUGCCAGAGAGCAGUUGGUGUAUUAUUCUGGCCUUAACGUUUAUGAAAAUGCAGUUGGAAUUGUGAAGUAUAUUCAUCUCCCGACUUCUGAGCUCUCUAAGUAUAAAAUGAUGUUGCUUACGUUUAUGAAGUUGCGGCUUGACCUAGAAUGGAAAGAUCUUGCAUACAGGUUCGAGAUUGAUGUUACAGAGGCACAGAGUAUUUUUGAUAAAACACUAAGUGUAUUAUCAAAAUCUGUUCUUGACCUCCUUCCUUGGCACGUUCAAAGGGUAAACAAUAGGGUAACAGCAAUGAACUUUUAUGCGUUUGUUGCUGAGAAUAGCUCAGGAAAGGUGCUUAUUGUAAUCAGCAAUGAGAAGAUCCCGAUUUUUUUUGUGACACCCUGGUACACGAGCACUCAGCCUCCAUCACUAAUGUUGUAUAUUCAGUGCAGCAAGUACUUCAUUCCCGGUGACAUUAUUUGCAUAUCAGAUCCUUUAGAGUUCUACCAGGUCUCUGAGGAGGGUGGCCAAUUGGUUUUCACACAAAUCGGCAAAAUCACUCAAGGUGACACUUUCAACCAGGACAUACAAUGUGUCAUAUCCAAAUUGUCAAAUUAUGUCCUGACAAAAACAUCAAGGUUUACUGAUGACAUUGAUAUUGCGAAAGUGAUGCUCGUCUGCUGUGCGCUUACCAACUUUAACUUUAUGGAUCAAGUUGACAGCACCAUCUUAAAGAAAAUUUAUCAAAGAUCUGAGCAUUUUUUGCGAUCAUCCAUAUUUUAACUUUUAUUGUGGUUGUGCCAUCUAAUUAGAUUUGUACAACCUCGGUAAGAUUUUUUUUUCGAGUUCGUUAUAUAACUUAUUUAACAUAUAUAUAUUUUAUGUAUUUAUUAUCUUUAAUAUAUUUUGUAAUUUUUUUAAUUCAUAUACUUUUAUAAGUUUGACAAUUUUAAGUAGAAGUUCCUUUAGAAGUAAAAUUAAGGCAAAAUACAUUUAUUUGGAGGAGGUACUUAUUAUAAAAUGCAAUUUUUAAUAAUCCACUCAAUCUUUAAGUAAGUAAUUUAAAUACUUCAAUAAAAAGUGAGCAAUCAUGUCAAUUUCACAAAAUAUUUACAGUAUUUGUACAUCACUCAAUACAUCCCUAAACACUUGGAAUCUCUUAAUUUAUAUUUGUAGAACGGAACAAAAAACAUUUUUAUGUUCGCCUCUGUACUGUUAUGCAAUACAAUUUUUCAUUAAAAAAGUGAAACAUUUUAUUUAAUGAAAAGGUAAACAAUAUUUAAAUAGUUGUAGCUCUCUUGUCUAUUAACUGAAAGUGCAAUUGAAAACAUAUGUGUUAUAUAAAAUUAAUUAUUAAUUAACUCUAUACUUUUUAUUUUUGUAAACUACUUUUAAUAAAACUUGAUUAUAUUUCAGUUGUAUUUUUAUUGAUCAUGACAAAAGAUAUUCAGUUUCUGGUAUCGAGUCCGAAAUUUACCAGUUUAGAUUUAUAUAUUUGGGAACUAUUGAUAUUUGAAUGUAGCCAGGCACAAAAUAUGUAAAGGUAAGCAAACUAAUACAAUGAUCGGAUGGUCAGGGUUGUGGACCCAGCAUACAAUUUUUUUUCUCAAAAACACUGAUAGUGUUUCGAGGGAUGCCUUAUAGUUGAAAUACUCUCAUUACAAAAUAAAUACACUAAUAAUCUCCUUUACAUAGGAAUACUUCUUUUGAAGCAAUGGUCACAUCACUGAGACAUCGAGGCCCUGAUCGAUGCUAAAAUGCAGACAAGGGCAGGCCUCCAUGUUCCACAAAAAAGUUGAAGCAGCAGUGGCAAGAUGACCACAAGGAGGAAAACACCUGUACAGUGAAACGUGGUUGUGGACGAUCUCAUAUGCAAACUAAAUGAAAGCGGAAUCUAAACCCAAGGCUAUGCAAAUGACAGUUAUACAAGACAAGGAAAAAUGGUGCUCACAGUAGAGAUUUAAAGAAAAUCUUUCGAAAACUACACUAAUUCCAUUUACCAGGAAAAGAAACAGAAACAAGGUAUACGGAAGUGUUGCUGGUAAAAAAAAAGGUUAAAUUCCUAGGGAUAAUCUAUAAGAAAUUAACUUGAAACGCUCACCGGCAGCGCAUCAUAACAAUAAUAAAAAUAUUACCAAUGACCACGAGAAGUCUAGGCAAAUCUUAGGGACUGAAAAUAAGAUAAGGCUGUAUGUAUCCUAUGGCUCACCAGUCUGGUGGACCAAAACUCACCAAAAACAAGCUACCCAAACAUUAAGCAGCACACAAAGACUGGCAAACCUAUGUAUUACAGAGGCAAUGAAAAUAAUUCAAUUGCACUAGAAAACUGCUAAACCUACCUCUAUUGGAAAUAUUAUGCAAGGAAAAGCUCAGGUACGCUCCAGAAACAAUCAAAUUGAAUGGAACUUGAUUGGGCAAACAAUAAUUAUUAAAAACUUUUUCUGACUGACUACAUGAUCUCUUUACAACAUUGUAUAAAGUCUCAACAGACUACAAAGGAGAAAAAUUCAGGAGGAAAUUAGAUAUAAUGAUAUGGCAUACAGGAUCCAAAACAAACGAAGGAACCGGAUCAGGCGUUUUGUAUACAUGUCCAAAAUAUGAGCAAAUUCAUUAGGUUCAUUUCAAGCUGAAAUACAUGCCAUCAAAGCUUAGCCUUAGAAAAAAUUAAAAGAGUUACACUGCCAAAAAAUCCUCAUAAUGUUGGAUAGCCAAGAACCUAUUAAAUCACUACCAUGUAAAAAAAAAUAUCAAGAUUAGUCAGUGAAUGGAUCCAGAACGUCCAAAACCUGUGUAAGCACAACAACCUCGGGUACCAAGACACAAAGGAAUUUUGAGUAACGAAAAAAGCAAACAUACUGCCCAGAGUUCUGCAAGGCCAUAUAUACGUCCUGAACCGAUCCUUGGGAUAACAAAAACAAACAGGGUUCACAGAAUGGAUUACAAAAAAUAAGUGGAUAAACUACUAUUCAAGCCAUGCUAGACAUAGUAAGCCUACUUUGUAAACAACCCUCAACAAGACUGACAAACUCACUGGCAUUUGAGAAAACAUCUACACAUGUGCAUAGUCGAAUGUGAAGCAACCAGUCAAUGGAGACCUAACCAGAGUUACAAAGAAAACGCAGUAAAGGAAUUGUAGCAAAGACAAUAUAGACAUACUCCUUAGGUGAAUGAUAGAGUCAAAUGACCUGAAAUAAGGAAGCAAAAUAAGCCAAAAGGGGCGCUUGAGGAAGAAAAAACCCUCGGCUUC